Messenger RNA from Histoplasma capsulatum G186AR, 501 nucleotides. RefSeq lists its product as uncharacterized. Lineage: Eukaryota; Fungi; Ascomycota; Eurotiomycetes; Onygenales; Ajellomycetaceae. The record is from RefSeq and is a predicted model, not a curated record. The transcript is spliced from 4 exons. The coding region runs from base 1 to 501 and encodes 166 amino acids.
AUGUUUCACCACGGUGGCUCAUAUACGGGACUGUUCCAGGAAGAAACGGAUACAAACGUGGUCGACGAUGAUAUUUUGCCUUCUUCUUUUACGGUGUCCCUGAUGCAGUCAGGUCAUCUAGCAUGGCGUACUUUGUCCGGUUUUGGAGAGCACAAGGCCGAACCACAAUAUGCAGGUGUCAAUGCAAAUGCAAAGGAGAAAAAAGAGCUAAAACCUUCAACCUUGACAAAGUAUGAUUAUAUCUAUGCGAAACUUUCGACGUUAUUACAGCAAGCGAGGACGUUUCUCAUUUUUCGCCGUCCACUCUUUCGCGUAAUUGCAAUCCCCUAUCAUAUCCAUUUUUCAGUUUUUGGCCGAUCCCCAUUCCAAUUCUGUCCCAGGUGGUUGUACAAGAAGUCGCAUGCCGCUGUGAGCGAAGGUGUGCAGCAUGUGCGUAACUCGGCAGAGCGAUGCAACAAUAAAGAUAAUGAUAGCAAUAGAUCAGGAGAGAUGCAUAGGUGA